AUGUGGGCUACACAUUUGUCGAAUCACUGUCCGAAAAUGGCGGUCGAUGGUGGUGUGGAACUGACCGAUGCGGUGCUGCGCUCAUUCAGUGUCGCGCGUAACUUCGCCCCGCAGGAGGAUGAGGACCCGAACGUGAAGAUCACGUCGCUGGACUUCCACCGCAACGGCGAGCGGUGCGUCACGAGUCGCAACGACGGCGUUAUGUCUAUGAUCAACUGCUUGAGCGGCACAGUCGCCAAGACGAUCUUAACCAAGCGAUACGGCGUGGGCAUUGUGAGAUUCACCCACCACCUAGACUGCGUGAUCUUCUCAUCGGCUAACACUGCCAAUGACCACCGCAUUCGGUAUCAUUCGUUCUUCGACAACAAGUUUCUUCGCUACUACACUGGUCACACCGACAGAGUCACGUCGUUGAUGAUGCACCCCACUGCAGACCAAUUCCUCUCCGCCGGAAUGGACGGCACGAUCCGACUAUGGGAUAUCCGCAAUUCUGAUACCACGGCCAUUAUUCGAACCGACCACUUGCCAGUCUCGCACGUCUGCGCUGCGUUUGAUCAGGAGGGUGUGGUGUUUGGUGUGUACACGGAUGACCACUUGAUCCGCAUGUACGACGCACGAAACUACCAGGAAGGACCAUUUGCCAAGUUCUCGCUCUAUGAUGCAUCAGUGAUGGCAGCAGUGGAGCCGUUCCUUGCACACAUGCAGGCUCCGAAUUUGAGCGCGAAGAAGCUUCAUGCACUUGACCUCAAGUUCAGUCCCGAUGGAAAUCAGUUGCUUGUCACAACGAAUCGCGGAGUGUUCCUUCACCUGGAUGCGUUUGAGGGCAAGCUUCUGCAUCUUUUCAAGGAGCACGGGUUGAGCCAGAGUCAGCGUGGCGAUCCCCAACUUGGUUGCUGCUACUCAGCUGAUGGCUCUUACGCGGUCACUGGAUCGGAAGAUGGACGCGUGUUUUUCUAUAAGAGCUCUACUGGUCAGUAUGUGCAUUCUUUUCACCAGGGUCACAAUGGCCCCGUGUUGGACUUGCAGUGGAAUCCAAAGCGCCAUCUUCUAGCGAGUGCUGGAGGCAACUCCACCGUGUUAUGGUCGGCGACUGGAAUCUGA
This is a messenger RNA of Phytophthora nicotianae INRA-310, 1101 nucleotides long. RefSeq lists its product as hypothetical. Gene Ontology annotation, cellular component: Set1C/COMPASS complex. Lineage: Eukaryota; Oomycota; Peronosporomycetes; Peronosporales; Peronosporaceae. Gene Ontology annotation, molecular function: chromatin binding; protein binding. The record is from RefSeq and is a predicted model, not a curated record. Bases 1 to 1101 code for a protein of 366 amino acids. The transcript has 6 exons.